AUGAGAAUCACCAACCUGAUCGUUGCGGCCUCUGCUGCCAGCCUUGUCCAGGCUCUGCCCUCCAAGCGCGAGGUGAAGGACAUCAAGAAGCGCACCGCCUCCGGCUUCACCUGGGUCGGUGUCAGCGAGUCUGGCGCUGAAUUCGGCUCUAACAUCCCCGGUACCCUGGGCACCGACUACAUCUGGCCCGAGACCGACAAGAUCGCUGUCCUCCGCGAGGCGGGCAUGAACAUCUUCCGUAUCCCCUUCCUGAUGGAGCGUUUGACCCCCGACAGCCUGACUGGCUCUUUCGCCUCGACCUACCUGGCGGACCUCAAGUCGACCGUUGAAUACGUUACCGGAACCGGUGCUUACGCCGUCCUGGACCCCCACAACUACGGUCGUUACGAUGGAAGCAUCAUCGAGUCCACCUCCGAUUUCAAGACCUGGUGGACCAACGUUGCCACGGAGUUCGCCUCCAACGACCUGGUCAUCUUCGACACCAACAACGAGUACCACGACAUGGAGGAGUCUCUGGUCGUCGAGCUGAACCAGGCCGCCAUCAACGGUAUCCGUGCCGCCGGUGCCACCACCCAGUACAUCUUCGUCGAGGGUAACGCCUACACCGGUGCCUGGUCCUGGACCGAGUACAACGACGACAUGUCCGCCCUGACCGACACCGAGGACAAGAUCAUCUACGAGAUGCACCAGUACCUCGACUCCGACUCCUCGGGUACCUCCGAGACCUGUGUCAACUCCACCAUCGGUCAGAACCGCCUUGAGAGCGCCACCGAGUGGCUCAAGACCAACGGCAAGCUUGGUUUCAUCGGCGAGUUCGCCGGUGGUGUCAACUCCGUCUGCGAGGAGGCCGUCGAGGGCAUGCUCUCCUACAUGUCCGAGAACAGCGACGUCUGGACCGGUGCUGAGUGGUGGUCUGCCGGCCCCUGGUGGGGAUCCUACAUGUACAGCCUGGAGCCCACCACCGGUGCUGCCUACUCGACCUACCUCCCCAUCCUGGAGAAGUACUUCCCCGCCAACGGCACCACCGCCAGCGUCGCUGCUUCCGGCUCCGCCUCCGUUGCCGCUGCCACCUCCACCGCCGCUGCCAUCCAGGAGACCACCACCCCCAACGGUCCCGAGGCCACCACCUCCGCCGGCCUCGUCAAGCAGUACUACCAGUGCGGUGGUAUCAACUGGACCGGCCCCACUGAGUGCGAGAGCCCCUACACCUGCAAGGAGCAGAACGUCUGGUACUACCAGUGCGUUGCCGAGUAA
Molecule: messenger RNA, 1254 nt
Organism: Aspergillus heteromorphus CBS 117.55
Lineage: Eukaryota; Fungi; Ascomycota; Eurotiomycetes; Eurotiales; Aspergillaceae
Gene: egl3
Product: putative extracellular endoglucanase/cellulase
Exons: 6
Coding region: 1-1254 (417 amino acids)
Biological process (GO): glucan catabolic process
Cellular component (GO): extracellular region
Molecular function (GO): hydrolase activity, hydrolyzing O-glycosyl compounds; cellulose binding
Source: RefSeq, a predicted model, not a curated record